Messenger RNA from Drosophila takahashii, 2534 nucleotides. RefSeq names its product Myotubularin related protein 6 (gene Mtmr6). Gene Ontology annotation, biological process: phosphatidylinositol dephosphorylation. The record is from RefSeq and is a predicted model, not a curated record. NCBI's taxonomy places the organism in Eukaryota, Metazoa, Arthropoda, Insecta, Diptera, Drosophilidae. Gene Ontology annotation, molecular function: phosphatidylinositol-3-phosphate phosphatase activity; phosphatidylinositol-3,5-bisphosphate phosphatase activity; metal ion binding. Gene Ontology annotation, cellular component: membrane; cytoplasm.
AGCACUUCGCGCGCUCUUUUCCAACCAACGGAAAACCUCACACAUAUUCGUAUAGGAAAAUCACACAAAAAGGCACAUCAAUUUACAGUGUACUUUCGUGUUUCGCGUUCGUUUCGCCUGGCGAAAAGUGAAAGUCUCAAGUUAUUUGGCACCCACACUGCGACAAUUCCGUUUGAUUUGCUGCUGUGCGGUUGCUGAUUCAAAAUCAAUAAACCAACCAGCCAAUAAUGGACUUCACCCGAUUCAUGAACAAGUUCAACGAGAUCGAGCGCCAACUGUCCCCCACCUCCGCCCUUCGCCUGAGCUUCGACAACAUUUCGCCGGAGACGGAGGAGCCGCCGGAUGGAAACAAGAGGCUAUGGGGCGUGCCCGUCCCUCCCUUCGUCUCCGACAAGGUGGUGUCCUGGAUCGAGGAGGAGUUCAACGAGGCCCCGGUCUUCUACAACGGCAACAGUGUGCUUAAGAAGGUGGAAAAUGUGCGGAUGAUAGAUCGCUACAAUACCAAAAAUCCCACGGUGGGCACCCUCUAUCUGACGGCCACCCAUUUGAUUUUCGUGGAGCCCGACAGCAACAAGGAGACCUGGAUUCUCCAUAUGCACGUGGCCAGCAUUGAGAAGCUUCCCUUGAGCACAACAGGAUCCCCGCUGCUCAUCCGCUGCAAGACCUUCCUCUCGGUCACCUUCGUCAUUCCCAAGGACUCCGAAUGCCACGAUGUCUACACCUCGCUGCUAAAACUUUUCCAGCCGGUGUCCAUCAACAAAUUGUACUGCUUCAACUACCAGCCGAACAAGGAUGAUUUCCCCAAGAAUGCUGGCUGGGAUUACUUUAAGCUGGAGGCCGAAUUCAAGCACAUGCUGGUGCCCAACGAGGCCUGGACUCUGUGCUCGAUGAACGAGAAGUACGAGCUGUGCGACACCUAUCCGCGUCAGAUUUACGUGCCUAAGGAGGCCACCACGCUGAUGCUCAUCAGCAGUUCGCGGUUCCGCUCGAAGGGGCGACUACCAGCGCUUACCUAUCUGCACAACAACAAGGCCUCCAUCUGUCGCUGCAGCCAACCGCUAUCCGGAUUCAGUGCCCGCUGUCUGGAGGAUGAACAAAUGCUGGAGGCCAUACGCAAGACGAACUCCAACACGGACUACAUGUAUGUGGUGGACACACGACCACGGAUUAAUGCGAUGGCCAACAGAGCCGCCGGCAAGGGAUACGAGAACGAGGCCUUCUACGAGAACAUCAAAUUCCACUUCCUCGGCAUCGAGAACAUCCACGUACAGCGCGCCAGUCUGCAAAAAGUCCUGGAGGCCUGCGAACAGAAGUCGCCCACGAUGAGCGCCUUCCUGAAUGCCCUGGAGUCAUCCGGCUGGCUGAAGCACAUACGCUCCAUAUUGGACACGUCGAGCUUCAUUGCCAACGCCGUGGACAAAGGUGUCUCGGUGGUGGUCCACUGCUCCGAUGGCUGGGAUCGCACGGCCCAGGUCUGCUCGCUGGCCCAGCUGAUGCUGAAUCCCUACUACCGCACCAUCAAGGGCUUCCAGGCGCUGAUCGAGAAGGACUGGCUGGCCUUCGGGCAUAAGUUCAGCGAGCGUUGCGGUCACAUUCAGACAGAUGCUCGCGAGGUUUCGCCGAUCUUCACACAGUUCCUCGACUGCACAUGGCAGCUGAUGUCGCAGCGCAGCGAAUCCUUUGAGUUCAACGAGCGUUUCCUGCUCAUCCUCCACGAUCAUGUGCACUCUUGUCAAUUCGGCACCUUUGUGGGCAACUGCGAGAAGGAUCGGCUGGACUUGAAGCUGGCCGAGCGCACCUUUUCACUUUGGGGCUUCAUGGCCAAUCACCUGAACGAGUAUAUCAACCCGCUGUACAAACCCAAUGUGGACGAUACGAUUAAGGCUAAUUUGGCACCGCAGUGCAUCAAAUUCUGGCGCGGCAUGUACAGUCGCUUCGAGAGCGGCAUCCAUCCGCGGGAGCCACUCGGCGAUCUGCUGCUCGACAGCAAGGAGCACUGCAACUCACUGGAGGACCAUGUGCAGCAUCUGACCAAGCGCAUAGCCAGCUUCAAAAACUACAUCUCCAAGUCGGCCAAGAAACUGCAGGAUGCCACCAGCACCACGGCAAAAGUUAGCAAAGAGGUCGCCAGCAACGAAAUCAAUGAUAACAAAUACAACUAUGACAAAAAGCUAAGCGAACUGUCGGCUGCCGAUGAUGAUCACCCGCUGAAGGCCAGCAACAUGUCCUUUGCCAAUCUCUCCCUGAAUGCCGAACAAUCCAGUCCGCCGCAGGCCUUGCCCGAGGAGCUCAACUCGGUGGCCGUGGACUGGAAGCCCAUGCGCAACGUGACCACCUGCUCCUGCUCCACGCCCUUCGAUCAGUUCAGCAAAAAGACACAUUGCUGGCGCUGUGGGGACAUCUUCUGCGAGCGCUGCAUAGACAAGAAUGUGGCUUUGCCAGGACACGACAGUGGAAAGCCGGUGCCCGUGUGCCGCGGCUGCUUCCGGCAAAUGCAAAAGCAAAGCCCGUAGAAAGGAUAUAAAGCAGCAUCA